This is a messenger RNA of Dromiciops gliroides (monito del monte), 2703 nucleotides long. RefSeq names its product galanin receptor 1 (gene GALR1). Gene Ontology annotation, cellular component: membrane. Gene Ontology annotation, biological process: positive regulation of cytosolic calcium ion concentration; negative regulation of adenylate cyclase activity; G protein-coupled receptor signaling pathway. The record is from RefSeq and is a predicted model, not a curated record. NCBI's taxonomy places the organism in Eukaryota, Metazoa, Chordata, Mammalia, Microbiotheria, Microbiotheriidae. Gene Ontology annotation, molecular function: galanin receptor activity.
AUGGAGCCCGACUUUGCUAUGGAAAACCAGAGUGAAGGAGCUGAGGAAGGCUGGAAUGGGACUCAAUCGGAGCUGACAGACCGGGAUCUCAGACCUCUCUUCGGGCUCGGCAUCGAGAAUUUCAUCACACUGGUGGUGUUCGGAAUGAUCUUCGCCAUGGGCGUGUUGGGCAAUACUCUGGUGAUCACAGUUUUGGCGCGUAGUAAGCCAGGAAAACCCCGCAGCACCACAAACCUAUUCAUUCUUAACCCUGGCAUCGCUGACCUGGCGUAUAUGCUCUUCUAGCAUCCCUUCCAGGCCAGGUACGCGCUGCCCACCUGGGUGCUGGGCGCCUUCAUCUAGUUCACCCACUACUUCUUCACUGUAGCCAUGCUAGUCAGUAUCUUUACCUCUCCUGCGGCCAUGUCCGUUGACCGCUACGUUGCUAUUGUCCACAGCGAGGGCUCUCUUCCCUCCCUUCGGGUCUCUCGUAACGCGUUGGUGGGCGUAGGGGGUCAUCUGGCGCCGCAUCUAUCGCUAUGGCCUCUCCGUGCUUUCCACCAGCGCCUUUUCCACCGGGAAAUCAAGAAUCAGAACCUUCUGUGGGAGCAGGGCCCAACCAGUCAGCACAAGAGGAUCUACGGUUGCACCUUCGUCUUCGGGUACCUGCUUGAAGUAAUAAAACUUACCUAUGCUGUUUUCAGGUCCCUUAAUCAUUUACACAAAAAGCUGAAAAAAUGUCCUAAGAAGUCAGAAGCAUCGAAGAAAAAGACAGCACAGACAGUCCUGGUGGUAGUAGUCGUAUUUGGCAUAUCCUGGUUGCCACAUCAUGUGAUUCACCUCUGGGUCGAAUUUGGAGUCUUUCCCUUGACUACAGCCUCCUUCUUAUUCAGAGUCACAGCACACUGCCUGGCUUACAGCAAUUCUUCUGUUAAUCCUAUAAUAUAUGCUUUCCUCUCUGAGAAUUUCAGGAAGGCUUACAAGCAAGUUUUUAAGUGUCAGAUUGGUAGAGAAUCACCUCAGAAUGAUGCUAAAGAAAAUAAAAGUCGGAUAGAUACCCCGCCAUCAACCAACUGUACCCAUGUGUGAGUCAAACAAAUAAUGUAUUCAGGUAUUGUUGGGUUUCAUGCAAGUGGACCGGAAUUACAGAAAACAAAGUGCAAUCACCUUCUACAGAAAUCUGCAACUGAAUUGUGAUCUAAAAAUUGGCUUAGUUCCUGAAAUUCUGUGUGUACUAAUUUGUCAAUUCUAUUACCUUUCAUUCAUAAGGUUUCUUAGUCCAUUUUGGAAACCUUUUGGAAGAAUCAAUUUAAGGCAAGCAACUUCUUUUCCUUUUAACAAGACAUUGCAUAGAAAUGAGAAAAGAAAUAGUUUUUGCUGGAUUUCUCUAUAAGGAAAGUUAAAUAGCAUUUCCAUGGAUUGUUUCCAUUUUCUAUCCACUAACUUACCAAUUCCACAGUCAUGAGAUGUUUGUGAUAUAGAUUUGAGAACAAAACUGUCACAGAAAUAAUAUUUAAUUUCUUUGACUUCAAGAGAAGUACUUACCUUUUAGAGAUUACACAUCAACACAUUUUUAUAGUAAUGGAAAGAACAUUUUAUCUAGAGAGAGGGAAAUCCUGAGAUCACAUUAUAGUCAUUUACUACCUUUGUGAUCCUAGGCAAGCCAUUUCAUCUAUAAGGACCUCAAUUUCUUCAUAUGUGAAAUGAAAAUGGUGGUGGACAAGAGAAUGCCUGAGCCCUAAAUUCUAUGAACCUUUCUUGAUCUUGGACAUGCCAUCAAGCUUUGAUUUGAAUUGAUGAUUAUUUUGACUUUUAAAAGCAAACUUGGGGGCAGCUAGGUGGUGCAGUGGGUAAAGCACCGGGCUUGGAUUCAGGAGGACCUGAGUUCAAAUCUGGCCUCAGACACUUGACAUUUGCUAGCUAUGUGAUGCUAGGCAAGUCACUUAACCCUCAUUGCCCUGAAAAAACAAACAAAUUUGGCACCUUCACUUGAGUGAGACUAAGGAAUUUCAACUUUAUCUCCAAUGGUCAGAUUUACACAAUAUACAAUGUACUUUAAAUGAUUGCUGGAGUAUCUGCAUUAUCCAUGGUGUGAGAUUUCGUGCCUUCAUUAUACAGUGAUGCAGAAAAUUAAUGUGAUUUCAGCAUGCCAAAUAAAAUGUUAAGCUUUGGCUUCUCAGUAUCUAAAGGACUUGGCAGCAGUAGGCACUUUAAAUGAUUAGUGUCUCAUCAUUGUGAUUUUGGUCAGCAAAGUCAAUAAAGCAAAAUUGGCCAAAUCUCAAUGUAAGAUCACAAAUGUGUUUACCUUGUUGUUAAUAGGAAGCAAACAUGAAUCUGGAUGGCUAAAUCUGGGAUUCAGGGCUUUCUCCCAAUAUUUUGCUGAUGUAUAUAAAUUUUUGACAAUGCUGUGACCCUUCUUAUUUCUGAUGAGAUUUGUGUAGAGAUAUAGCUAUGUUACAAAAACUGUGUGAAGCAUAGUCCUGUGCAAUAAUGUUUAUUCCUAGAGGAGAUAUUGCUUUUUAAGACUCUCUCAAACUCUGGCUCAGAUUGCAUUAGUUCAGACAAAGAUUAAUCUUUGGAGUGAAUGUAUCUUUGUGCUGUCCUGUCCAAGUCCAAACAGAAAUGUAUUAGCAUUUCAUUUAUGAUGAUCCCUCCAAAUGUUAUCCCAUUAGUUGUUGUUGUUUGUCCUUUAUUCUUGAAGACGACCAUGACAUUGGGGGGUGA